AUGCCGCCCCAGAUCAAGCAGGACUUGAACCGCUCGGGCUGGGAGUCGACCGACUUCCCGUCCGUGUGCGAGAACUGCCUGCCGCCGAACCCCUACGUCAAGAUGCUCAAGGAGGACUACGGCGCCGAGUGCAAGAUCUGCACCCGCCCCUACACCGUCUUCGCCUGGGCCGCCGACCGCGCCCACGGCCGCAAGAAGCGCACCAACAUCUGCCUGACCUGCGCCCGCAUGAAGAACUGCUGCCAGUGCUGCAUGCUCGACCUGCAGUUCGGCCUGCCCAUCCAGCUGCGCGACGCCGCUCUCAAGAUGGUCGCCCCGGGCCCCUCGAGCGAGAUCAACCGCGAGUACUUCGCCCAGAACAACGAGAAGGCCAUCGAGGACGGCGGCGCCGGCACCGAGGAGUACGAGAAGACCGACGAGAAGGCCCGCGAGCUCCUGCGCCGCUUGGCCAACAGCAAGCCCUACUUCCGCAAGGGCCGCGCCAUCGAGGACGGCGGCGGCUCGCCGUCGUCGCCGGGCGGGAACGCCGCCGUGGGCGCCGGCGCCGGCGGACCGGGUCCCAUACGAACGCGCGACUCGCGAGCGGCAGCGGCGGCCGGGGCAGGUAGAGGAGGGGGGCGGGGCGGAGGAGGAGGAGGAGGACGGGGAGGCGGCGGCGGGAGAGGCGGGCGGGCGUUCCCGAGCGCGUCGCAGCUGCCGCCGGGGCCGAAGGACUGGGAGCCGCCGGCGGACCAGACGAUCAUGAGCCUGUUCGUGACGGGGGUGGAGGACGACCUGCCGGAGCACAAGAUCCGGGACUUCUUCCGGGAGCACGGCAAGAUCAAGUCGCUGAUCUGCAGCCACAUGUCGCACUGCGCCUUCGUCAACUACGAGACGCGCGAGGGCGCGGAGCGCGCGGCCGACGCGUGCCGCGGCCGCGCCGUCGUCGCCGGCUGCCCCCUGCGCGUCCGCUGGUCCGUCCCGCGCGCCGUCGGCACCAUGAACAAGGAGGAGCGCGCAGCCAUGGCGCGCGACGGGCGAUCGGCCUUUGCAGGCCAGCACCCGCGGCGCGGCGGCGGUCGCCGGGCCAUCGGCGCUCCGCCGGGCCAGGAAGGCGCUGGCGAGGCCGACCAGGACCUCGAGAGCACGCCCGUCAUCGCGCCGCCCCCGGGGGCGGCCAAGGUCAACUACGCGAGUCUGUCUGGCGAUUGA
Messenger RNA from Durotheca rogersii, 1191 nucleotides. RefSeq names its product RNA recognition domain-containing protein. Gene Ontology annotation, cellular component: U2-type catalytic step 2 spliceosome; Prp19 complex; U2-type catalytic step 1 spliceosome. The record is from RefSeq and is a predicted model, not a curated record. Bases 1 to 1191 code for a protein of 396 amino acids. The transcript has a single exon. Gene Ontology annotation, molecular function: U6 snRNA binding; pre-mRNA binding. NCBI's taxonomy places the organism in Eukaryota, Fungi, Ascomycota, Sordariomycetes, Xylariales, Xylariaceae.